Molecule: messenger RNA, 1833 nt
Organism: Caenorhabditis remanei
Lineage: Eukaryota; Metazoa; Nematoda; Chromadorea; Rhabditida; Rhabditidae
Exons: 11
Coding region: 1-1833 (610 amino acids)
Biological process (GO): monoatomic ion transport; serine import into mitochondrion
Cellular component (GO): mitochondrial inner membrane
Molecular function (GO): monoatomic ion transmembrane transporter activity
Source: RefSeq, a predicted model, not a curated record
AUGAGUAACCUUGUUGUAGAUCAAAAAAUCCUUCCGGAUAUAUCAAAACCCCAAUGGGAUCAAGCAACGUAUUCAGGCCGUGCCCGUCACUUCUUCUCUUCAACCAACCCUCUCACACUAUUCUCGUCACAUGCUCGCCAAGAACAAUGUCGUGAAAUUGUCACCAACUACCGGAAAGGAAUCAUCAGUCCGACACUGACAGUCAGCGAGCUGUGGAAGGCGAAGACGUUGUACGACUCGACGUUUCAUCCGGAUUCUGGAGAGAAAAUGUUCUUCUUGGGAAGGAUGAGCGCGCAGAUGCCCGGCAACAUGGUGAUCACCGGUAUGCUGCUCAGCCUGUACCGUACCUUCCCGGGCGUCGUCUUCUCUCAUUGGAUCAAUCAAUCAUUCAACGCCGUCGUCAACUACACGAAUCGUAGUGGUAAUAGUAAGGCGUCUAACGAGAGACUUUUUGUGUCUUACUGUUGUGCGACGGGCGGUGCGAUGACAGCUGCAUUAGGCUUGAAUAAGAUGGUUAAGAACAGUCACGGUUUAGCCGCUCGUUUAGUCCCGUUUGCUGCAAUAGCCUUGGCAAAUGCAAUCAAUAUUCCAAUGAUGCGGAGCAGCGAGGUCACAGAAGGAAUGGAGUUACGUGACGAGAACGGGGAGUUGGUCGGAAAAUCUCGGAAAAUGGCGAUUCUAUCGAUUGCGCAAGUCACGUUGAGUCGUAUUGCAAUGGCUACGCCGUAUAUGGUCGCCACACCUAUCAUCAUGAACCGUAUCACGCGCACCGCCUACUACCGUACCCGCCCAUGGAUGCAAAAAUAUUCGGAAAUUCCUAUACAAACGUUGUUGGCCGGAGCGGGUCUAUACUUCACCACCCCACUGUGUUGUGCACUUUUCCCGCAGAAAUCUGCGGUCGAGGUGAGUUUUGUCUCGAAUGGCCGUGUCCGUCACUUCUUCACUCUUACUAACCCACUCACGCUUUUCUCAUCGGAGGCCCGACAGGAGCGUUGUCGACAAAUCGUUGUCGACUACAAACAUGGAAUCAUCAGUCCGACACUGACAGUCAGCGAGCUGUGGAAGGCGAAGACGUUGUACGACUCGACGUUUCAUCCGGAUUCUGGAGAGAAAAUGUUCUUCUUGGGAAGGAUGAGCGCACAGAUGCCCGGCAACAUGCUAAUCAACGGAAUGUUGCUAAGCCUCUACCGUACAUUCCCGGGCGUCGUCUUCUCUCAUUGGAUCAAUCAAUCAUUCAACGCCGUCGUCAACUACACGAAUCGUAGUGGUAAUAGUAAGGCGUCCAACGAACGUCUUCUGCUGUCCUAUCUGUGUGCGACGGGCGGUGCAAUGUCGGGUGCACUCGCGUUGAAUGCAAUGGUCAAGAAUAAGAAUAGUGUGGCGGCACGGUUGGUGCCGUUCGCCGCGGUCGCCCUAGCUAAUUGCAUCAAUAUUCCGAUGAUUCGGAGCAACGAGGUGACAGAAGGUAUGGAGUUACGUGACGAGAACGGCGAGUUGGUCGGCCGCUCCCGUCAAAUGGCAAUUCUCUCCAUUGCACAGGUCACGUUGAGUAGGAUUGGCAUGGCUAUGCCGGAUAUGGUCAUGACGCCCAUCAUCAUGAACCGUAUCACGCGUACCAUGUACUACCGUACCCGUCCGUGGAUGAAAUACUCCGAGUACCCGAUUCAGACGAUGCUCGCCGGAAUGGCUCUGUUCUUCACCACUCCGAUGUGUUGUGCACUUUUUCCGCAGAAAACUGCCGUCGAGGUGACCAAACUCGAGGCAUCCGUGCAAAAGGAGAUCUUCUCACGUGCCGACGCUCCAGAAGUGGUGUUCUACAAUAAGGGAUUGUGA